AGGGACAGCGCAGGGGCAGCGUCCGGCCAUGGCCGGGGCGCGCAGGCUGGAGCUGGCCGAGGCCCUGGCGCUGGGGCCUGGGUGGCGGCAUGCGUGUCACGCUCUUCUCUAUGCUACAGACCCUGGCAUGCUCUUCGGCCGCAUCCCGCUGCGCUACGCCGUACUGAUGCAGAUGCGCUUCGAUGGGCGCCUGGGUUUCCCCGGUGGCUUCGUGGACACGCAGGACAGCAGCCUGGAGGACGGGCUCAACCGCGAGUUGCGCGAGGAGCUGGGUGAGGCGGCCGCUGCCUUCCGCGUGGAACGCGCUGACUACCGCAGUUCGCACGCAGGGUCUGGGCCGCGCGUGGUGGCCCACUUUUAUGCCAAGCGUCUGACGCUCGAGCAGCUGUUGGCAGUGGAGACUGGCGCAACACGAGCCAAGGACCACGGGCUGGAGGUGCUGGGCCUGGUUCGGGUACCACUGUAUACCCUGCGGGAUGGUGUGGGAGGCCUGCCUACCUUUCUGGAGAAUUCCUUUAUUGGUGCUGCCCGGGAGCAGCUACUGGAAGCCCUCCAGGAUUUGGGACUGUUGGAAUCUGGCUCAGUCUCAGGCCUUAAGUUCCCAGCUCGUCACUAGAGGCAACCCUCCGUGGACCCAUGGAACCUGAGAUAAGGACCUUGGUACUAAAGAGGGAGGGAGGGAAAGGAGAAUGUUUUCUCUUCUGGCCUAAGAGAUGAUAGAUGAUAUCAGAUUAAAAUAAGGAUCAGUGUGUACAGUAUGUUUUGAGCAGCAGACCCUCCAACUCAGGGCAUCAGAGGCAAAAAUCCACAGCUCAUGCCAGGGGCUCUUGCAGAUUUUCAUAGCCUGCCUCCUCUUUGUAUGUUUGCACACACAACCUCACACCUAUCCCCCUUCGAGUCUUGUUUGUCCAGGAAGUAGCGUUUGUUACCAUACCCUGCUCCUUGAUGGCAAGGAUCUUCCAAAGCAAUAGCAGGUCUCUCCCCACAUUCCUCUGUGGCUGCUCUCCAGCGUCUAGCCCAGUCUAUAUUUGGUGGGGAGGAUAGAGAAGCAGAGGACCCUCUUUGCUUUCUGAAAGUAGUCAUACCCUUGUCUGAGGGUUGACCAAAGCAAUUGGCUUCUAAAAGGUAGGAGAGGGUCUCAGCCAGUCCCCAAUCCUUUUCUUCCCCUGAAAUUGAGGAGAAGGAGUAAUGAAGUGGCUAGGUCUCCUUGAACUUAGCAUGGACCUGAGACCUACGAAUCCUGGUGCCUCUCCUCCGGAGCUUUCAUCCUGGGACCCCUUAGACUCUGGGGACAUCAGAAGGGAACUGACCUAACCCCUGUCUAGCCCUGUUGUGCCAAAAAGAGCCUUCCAUUAUAGAAAGAGACUUAUAGCUUGGCCUUGAGGUUCUUCACUUCUUUCAGCAGAUAUUUAUUUUGUACCUAUUAAAUGCCAGGUAGUAUAAAAGAUGCAGAGAGUCAUAGGCCCUUGCUUUCCAAGACUCUAGAGCAGGGGUGAGCAAAUAUUUUUUAAAAGGGCCAGGGUAUAAACAUUUUAGGCUUUGUGGACCACAUGGGUUUUUUUGGCAACUAAUAACUCUGCCGUAUCAAGAGCACACAGACAAUUCAUAAACAAAUGAGUGUGGCUCUGUUCCAGUAAAACUUUUAAAAAAGCAGCUGGCCAGCCUCUGGGCCAUAGGUUGUCAAUGCCUGUUCUAGAAGAGAAGAGAAGAUUAAUCAUUUUAAUUGUAAUGCCUACUUACUUGUUACUUAACUAUUGAGAAGGAAAUAAACAAGGAACUGAUACAGUC
Messenger RNA from Lemur catta (Ring-tailed lemur), 1788 nucleotides. RefSeq names its product U8 snoRNA-decapping enzyme. Gene Ontology annotation, molecular function: phosphodiesterase decapping endonuclease activity; snoRNA binding. The record is from RefSeq and is a predicted model, not a curated record. The transcript has 3 exons. Bases 29 to 616 code for a protein of 195 amino acids. NCBI's taxonomy places the organism in Eukaryota, Metazoa, Chordata, Mammalia, Primates, Lemuridae. Gene Ontology annotation, biological process: sno(s)RNA catabolic process; mRNA catabolic process. Gene Ontology annotation, cellular component: nucleus.